AUGCCGUCCUUCCGUCGCACGUUUGGCGACUUCUCCCCCACAAUGCACGGAGUAAUCGUGUCGUCCGUCCUCAUCCCUGGUGCCCUAUCAGCUCUAGUAUCCGGUGCCAUGGCAGACCGUUUCGGGCACGUCCUCCUCUUCUCUAUGGGCGCCUUCGUCUAUGGCUGCGGUGCCGGCAUCGAGUGCGCUUCACCCGUCCUGGGCGUCUUCAUCUUGGGCCGUCUCAUCAAGGGCGUCGGCGAGGGCAUGUUUCUGAGCAACGUUUACGUCCAAGUCUCGGAAAUCUCGCCUGCCCGGGUCCGGGGUAUCAUCACUGCCCUGCCGCAGUUUUCCAUCGUCACUGGGAUUGUCACCGGCUACUUCAUGUGCUAUGGCACCGCGCGUAUCGAAGUCUCAUCCCUGGCAUGGCGCCUGCCGCUGGCUGUAGCUUCGUUUUUGGGAUUCGCUCUCUCGAGCACGUACUGGAUCGUCCCGCCGUCACCCAGAUGGCUUCUCGGCAAAGGAAGAAUCCAAGAGGCCCGAGACGUAUUGGACCGCCUGGGUCUUGACCAAAGCGAGCGUGAGGAACUGCUGGAGCAAUCCCUGGCCCAGGCUCAAGAGCAGAAACCUGACGUUACACUGCUGGAAACUCUACGCCAGAUGUUCUCCGAGUUCAGAGAAGCCUUUUCGGCACCCUUCCGAAGCAGGACCAUCUUUGGCUGCUUCUUGCUUGGGAUGCAGCAGUGGAGCGGUAUAGAUGGAAUCCUCUACUAUGCCCCUAUUCUCUUUACUCAAGCCGGGCUGAGCGGCGAGGAAGCCACAUUCCUCGCAUCUGGCGUCUCAGCUCUGGUGAUUCUCGCAGCCACCAUUCCGGCGACAUUCUUAGCAGACAGGUGGGGCCGCAGGACGUCAAGUCUGCUCGGAGGAGUGCUUAUCACCGCUUUGAUGGUCUUAAUGGGCUCGCUGUAUGCAGCUGGAGAAGUUCACGCUGAUACAGGUGCCGGCAAGUGGGUCGUCAUUGUAUGCAUCUAUGUCUUUGCCAUCGUAUACAGCACAACAUGGGCCAUUGGCUUUCGCACUUUCAUGGUGGAAAGCCUGCCGUCCAGGACUCGUAGUAGUGCCUCAAGCCUGGCACAGAGCUCGAAUUGGUUUGCCAACUAUGUCGUUGCGCUAACUACUCCGGUCUUGUUAUCAAAGUCAACCUUUGGGGCUUACUUUCUCUUCGCUGGAUGCUCCUUUGUUUGCACAGUCGUGGUGGCCCUUGUGAUGGUCGAGACCCGAGGGCACAGCCUUGAGGCUAUCGAGAAGAGGUUUACCGAGAAGAAAGCUUUGGCUACCGGCAGAUGGAAAAUGGAAGGUCUCAGGCCAAGAAGGGCCAGAGCCGCAGUGUAA
Molecule: messenger RNA, 1371 nt
Organism: Colletotrichum phormii
Lineage: Eukaryota; Fungi; Ascomycota; Sordariomycetes; Glomerellales; Glomerellaceae
Product: hexose transporter
Exons: 2
Coding region: 1-1371 (456 amino acids)
Biological process (GO): transmembrane transport; carbohydrate transport
Cellular component (GO): membrane
Molecular function (GO): carbohydrate:proton symporter activity
Source: RefSeq, a predicted model, not a curated record